This is a messenger RNA of Chara braunii, 3159 nucleotides long. The record is from the annotation of a GenBank genome assembly. Lineage: Eukaryota; Viridiplantae; Streptophyta; Charophyceae; Charales; Characeae.
ACCUGCGUUUUCCCUCCCACCCACCCUUUUGCAUGCAUUUCCGGGUUGGUACAGUGCCACGUCAGCCACAAUGCCACGUCAGCAGUGCCACAUCAGCAACAGUGCCAUGUCAGCAACAGUGCCAUGUCAGCAACAGUGCCACGUCAGCCACAGUGCCAUGUCAGCCACAGUGCCACGUCAGCAGUGCCGCGUCAGCAGUGCUGCAUCAGCAGUGCCGCGUCAGCAGUGCCCCACCACCAUGAUGGGCUCAGUUUUGGGCAUGCCAGGCCAACUGGCAAAUGAGUCCAUUGCCAAGUACCGACAACGUUUCGAAACUCAGCUCGCACUAAUCGCGGCUGAGGAACAACGCCAGCUGGCAGCCGAGGCUGUCCGCCUACAGGCUGAAGCGGUGGCAACAGCUGAGAAGCGGCGGCUUCAGGCCGAAGCAGACGCAGAUACCCAGGCACGCCGCAAGGAAGCCCAAGAUCUGCUACAACGGCAUGAAACCACCAGCAUUGAAAGACUCAAGUUUUGGCAUUUUGAACCAUCCAAGGAGCACGACGACGUGACACCGGAGGAACAGCACAAGGAAUUCAUGGCCAAGCUCAUGACCAGUGCACCCUCUACCCGCCAGUUGGAGGAACGAGUUGACCACGUAGUCGCAAUGCUCGGCGACAUCAGUACCUUCGCUGCACCAGCCACCAUCAGCAACCAGCUGGACACCUUGAAGACCGAGGUUCAGCAACUGCACCAGCUGCCUAACAAGGAUAGCAACGCCGUGCAACACUACAAGAUGCCGACAUUCCAAAUCGAGAAGUUCGAUGAUUAUACGCAUCAAGACUCGGUCCUCUGGUGGGAGGGCUUUACAACGCAACUUCGGAUUCUGUUCGUCGCCAAGCAAGCGUACAUCGGCUCGAUGUUCCUCAACUCAAAGGGUGGAUGCCAGAUCUGGUUGAGCCACUUGGCAACCGUCCAUGGCAUCGACAUCGCAAACCUGAAAGAUAAGAUCUCUUGGGAAGAGUUAACACGGCUAUGGAAGAAGCGGUUCAUCGUGGACGACGCCCCAAUGCUCGCCAUCAACCGCCUCUUCGCUAUGACGCAAGGCAACACAUCGACACGUGACUGGCUCACGGAAUGGCAAAAGAUUGCGGCAACGCCCGAUCUUGACUUGCCAUUUUCGCAUCUGCGUCGUGAGUUCUACAACCGGUCAUGUGCCGCCUUGAGCCUUGCACUUGGUGAUCGCGAGCAAUACGUGACCUUCACCGAAAUCAUCGACAAGGCAAGGGAGAUCAUCAAGACCAAUGAGGCAGCUGCACAUGAGAAAUCAGCAUGGCAGCCAACCUAUGUGGAGAAGGUGAAAACUGGUCCGUGGCCGCAGCAUGGCGCUGCAGUCCAAUCAGACAACAUUGUGGAAGACCCGGCAGCCACCCAAGCGUCACGUGAGGGAGAUCAGGUGGUUGUUGUCCAGCCGCGAAGCAACAACAAGUCCCAAGGAAACGGGAAGGCGAAAACCGCAUCGCCGGCCGGAAACGGAAAGCCAGCAUCAUGGGUCAAGUUUCACUUGACCAAGGCGGAAUACAAUACCAACUCCUUGAUGGACGCCGGAGUAGAGAUUUUCGACCUUCACGCCUACAUUGCGAAGAUCGACCGCGAGUUCAAGACACAACGGUACGACGACAUCGACGCACCAUUGUUAUAUAUACACAUUCAGAUCGGAGAGGCGACCUGCAAUGCUUUGAUCGAUUGCGGAGCAUCUCGCAACUACAUGAGCCAGAACUUGAUGGUACACGUCGGCCUUGGCCCACGUGUCUGGAGGAAGUCCCAGCCUACGCAAGUCACGUUGGCAGACGGUCACACGCACAAGUCAAUUGACCGGUGCAUAGAUGACGUCCCCGCGUACUUUGCCCCGCAUGCAAGCGAGGCGGUGUCCUUCGAUAUUUUGGACACCAAAUUCGACAUGAUCUUGGGCAUGUCAUGGCUGCGAAGCGAGGAUCACUCGGUGAACUUCUACCGCCGCACCGUUCACGUCCGUGAUCGGAACGGAGUACUAGUCUCAUGCACGGUAGCUCCUCCUCACCCUUCGAUCAGCUGCCAUGUGGUGUUCGCCGCAAGCUUGCGAGCUUCCAUCAUCAGAGACGACAUCGAGGAGAUGGGGGUGUGUUUUCUCCACGCCCUCCCGCCCCACGACGCUUCAUCGACGGACUCAUCUUCGGACCCACGCAUCACCGAACUUCCUGACGCCUACGGCGACGUGUUCGAAAGCCCGCACGGAGUAGUACCGGAUCGGCCCAUCCGCCACGAGAUCAUCCUCAAGGACGGGGCCGUACCUCCGCGCGGUUACAUCUACCGAAUGAGCGAGGAAGAGUCAAGUGUGCUACGGGCACAACUCGAUGACCUUCUGGAGAAAGGCUGGAUUCGGCCUAGCUCAUCGCCAUACGGUGCUCCCGUUCUCUUCGUCUGGAAGAAGAAUAAUGAUUUGCGGUUGUGCAUCGAUUAUCGCAAGCUCAACGCGCAAACGAUCAGAAACGUCGGCCCUCUUCCACGCAUCGACGACCUUCUUGAACGGCUGGGCGGCGCCAAGUUCUUCUCCAAGCUUGACCUCAAGUCGGGAUAUCACCAACUCGAGAUUCGGCAGAAGGACCGCUACAAGACCGUGUUUAAGACGCGAUAUGGGCAUUUCGAAUGGCUGGUUAUGCCAUUUGGUCUUACGAAUGCCCCGACCACUUUCCAAGCGGCCAUGACAACGGAGUUCCGACACAUGCUGGAUCGAUUCGUACUUAUCUACUUCCUGGUGUACAACCGGAGUUUGGACGAGCAUGUGGAACACCUGCGCACCGUUUUUGGAGCGGCUAUGACAAACCAAGUACAAAGCCAACCGCGACAAAUGCGAGUUUGCGUGGCAGGAGCUGGAGUACUUGGGACAUUAUGUGACGCCGCAAGGCAUCCGUCCGCUUGCGGACAAGAUCGAGGUCCUCCGAGUAUGGCCCGAGCCCACCAACGCCACGGACGUUCGUUCAUUCAUGGGGUUGGCGGGCUACUAUCAGCGAUUUAUCACCCGAUACUCAAGGAUUGUUGCACCUAUGACGAGAUUACAAUCGCCAAAGGUGCCAUUCGUAUUCGAUGACGACGCACGCCGGUCAUUCCAAACAUUUAAGACGACCAUGCUAAUGGCACCCGUCC